GACGAAAAUUUAAUAGUAGUAACUGUGUCGUUUAGGCUAUCUAUUUUUGGAUUCCUUAAUACAGAAGAUGAUUACGCUGAAGGAAAUAUGGGAGCUAAAGAUAUAUUAAUGGCACUUAAAUGGUUGCGUGAAAACAUUAUGAUUUUUAAUGGUGAUCCGAACAGAGUUACGAUUAUUGGUUCUGGUUUAGCAUCCACUCCGGUUGCAUCAAUGCUAGUCUCAAUAGCUGCAAAUGAUCUGUUCAAAAGAGCUAUAAUUUUAGACGGCAGUGCACUAUCUCCGGCUGAUUAUAGACACAAUAAUUUAGAGGUUGCUCAUAAAUUGUAUCGGAGACUAAAUAGAAAUUUCGAUAUAUUUAAUAUAAAGAAACUUUAUAAAAUUAUAGAUGAUACAUCUUCAGCGGAAUUGGUAUUGGCGAGUAGUAAUCUAUACGAUAGUACGGAGGUACGGGAUAGGCAAAGAUUGAUUAAUUCUUUUGGUUGUUCAUUAGAAAUGUCGUCUAAAAUGCCAUUUAUGACUAAGUCUCCUGUGGAUGUAUAUAAUGGAAAAAAUAUAAAUAAUAAUAUUCAAGUAAUAUUUGGGUAUACUACGUUGACAAAUUUAUAUAAAUUAAAAGGUGUAGCAAAAAACAGAGAAAUUCUAGCAUAUCUUAAUUACAAUUUUCAAUAUUUACUUCCCUUUGAAGGUGAGUGUAACGAAUAUGAUUCAAGACGAUAUCGAGAGAUAAAAAAAGAAAUAUUGGAUUUUUAUUUUUUAAACGGUACUAUUGGAAAACGAAGUUUAAAGCGAUACGCAAAGUAUGUUUCUGAUCAAGUUAUAUACCCAUUGCUUCGACAAGCUACAUUGCAUAACCGAUCGUCUCAUAGCGAUGUUUACUUGUAUAGAUUUGCUUUCAAAGGAUCUUUAAAUACUGGUUGGCAAUCAUCGGUGCCGAAUUUGGAAUGGACAGGAGCAACGUUAGGAGAUGAAACGUGUUAUCUAUUCAAAUGUAAAUCAGAAACAGAUGUCUAUAAAAGCCUUAAAUGCAAUGAAAGGCACUUCAUUAAGAAAAUUGUAAGGCUAUUAGCAAACUUUGUAAAACACGGAAACCCCACUCCAAAUCCUAGAGACAAUAUUUUGGAUACUUUACAAUGGACGCCGUUGGGAAGAAAUGAAAAUUUGCAAGCGAUGAAUUUUGGUCAACAUUUGAGGAUGGUUGACGUGCCUGAGGAGAAGAGAAAACAUUUUUGGGACCGAUUAAUGAAAGAGUAUUUCCAUGAUUAAUGACGAUUUUUUUAUAUAUAUUCAGGACUAUUUCCUCGGCCGAGACUCAGUACUCAGCGUAUCAACAAGUGACGCUGUCAUGUCAGGCCAGUA
Messenger RNA from Vanessa tameamea, 1356 nucleotides. Its product is annotated as venom carboxylesterase-6-like. Gene Ontology annotation, molecular function: serine hydrolase activity. Lineage: Eukaryota; Metazoa; Arthropoda; Insecta; Lepidoptera; Nymphalidae. Bases 88 to 1263 code for a protein of 391 amino acids. The transcript is spliced from 2 exons. The record is from RefSeq and is a predicted model, not a curated record.